Podospora pseudopauciseta is the source of this 2690-nucleotide messenger RNA. RefSeq lists its product as uncharacterized. Gene Ontology annotation, biological process: transmembrane transport. Gene Ontology annotation, molecular function: transmembrane transporter activity. The transcript is spliced from 3 exons. The record is from RefSeq and is a predicted model, not a curated record. NCBI's taxonomy places the organism in Eukaryota, Fungi, Ascomycota, Sordariomycetes, Sordariales, Podosporaceae. Gene Ontology annotation, cellular component: plasma membrane. Bases 353 to 2047 code for a protein of 564 amino acids.
GCUCAAUAGUCCAUGACCGGCCGGGUCUUGAAAGCCGCCCGAGUGGCUGUUGCUAGCCCAGAUCCGCAGGCAAUGGGAAGCAUCGGAUAUCGCUGCUAGCUCCAUCGAUCUUCCGAUUAGGUUCCAACUCCAAGUCAGCUUCAAAACCAGGUAAUCCAGCAAUUUCUCGUGUUGUUUGCAGUGUUGGGACCAGGUCGGCACAGGAGGAAGUAGCCUUCUUAUACAAAGGCGUGUCUCUGUCAAUACGAGAGUGAAUUGAGUUUCUGGUUUCCAUGGCACGCCUUCCGCCCUUGGUUGAGCCUCAAGAACCAUAUUUCGACCAUCAAGGUAACAGGCAGGUAAGUCCGCCACUAUGGAUAAGGAAUCUCCAUCAAGUCAGACGGAGCCGUUCUCCGGCCGAGGUUCCAUUGUCAUGCUCAAAACAACAGCGGCCUCAAUCAUGGCUGCGACGCCUACGCAGGAUGGGGAACCGGGGCACCACCGUGUUUCUCGCACACGGCGUGCGGCGAUAUUCCUGUUUCUUCUCCUGAUACAGUUCGUUGUUCAUCUUGACAUGACCUCGGUAGCUGUGGCCGUGCCGGAUAUUGCGAGAGACUUGAACGCGACGAGAACGGAAGUGUUUUCCAUGGGCACCAUAUACUACCUGAGCGCCACCAUCUUCCAACAGCCCGUUGCAGAAAUCUCCCAUGUCGUCGGAAGAAAGCCAGCGUUUCUGCUAGUAUUGACUUUUGCAGCCGCCGGGACAGUCAUCGCUGGAACGGCAAACAGUAUCGCCGUCCUUCUUGCCGGCCGUGCUUUUCAGGGAUUUGCCAACGCCGGCUCGGUUCUCUCUGCUAUUAUCCUGACCGACCUCGUGCCUAUCCAAGAUCGAGCCAUCUGGCUGGCAACCCAAAAUGCUGUCACCGCUGUCGGUCUUGCCUGCGGACCAAUCAUCGGAACGGCAUACAUCAGGCUCAAAUCUUGGAGAAUGUUGUUCUUCAUGAACCUCCCGCUGCUUGUCAUCUCUGCUAUCGGUCUGGCAUUCCUGCUCGGGUUUGACAGACCUGAGCUAGGCAUUCGAAAAAGUCUGAAAAGUGUCGACUGGAUCGGUAUCGGAAUAUUCAUCCCGUCUGCCCUGUCAUUCCUCUCGCCAUUUGUCAUGGCUCCGACGCUUUUCCCGUGGAUAUCCGUCCAGGCUUUGGUACCGUUAGCAUCGGGCGUCAUUGGGUUGGCGACACUGGCGGUGCAUCAACGGUUCUUUGCGAGGCGCCCAAUGUUCCGGCCCGAGAUUUUCAGUAAGCAUGUCACCGUCUCAGCCAUCCUCGGCCUAACGGUCUGCGGCAUCUGUCUGAACAUACUCUUGUUCCAUCUCGUCCUCUUCUGGGAAGGUGUGCGGGGCUAUGGUAAGAUGGAAACCAGCGUCGCAGUCCUUCCAGAAACAGUGAGCAUACCCAUUGCGGCCCUGGUGUGCGGCUUGGUGAUGCGUCGGACGAAUCGAAUCCGGGAGGCUGUCUCGGUAGGCUGGCCAUUAGCUGUUCUCUCACUCGGCCUUCUGUGGUUCAUGGACGACAACACCCCUCUGCCAUGGUUGGUCAUCGUCAACUGCGGUGUUGGUUUGGCGGCAGGCAUCUUGAUGGCAGCGCUCAAUGUUUCGCUUCUCGCAGCGACAAAGCGUGAACUUAACGGCCAUGCAAUUGCCAUGGGCUUACAGGCCAGGUCGGCUGGAAUGUGUCUUGGUAUUGCCAUUGGCACAACUGUCUUCAGCUACACCAUGAACCAGAGGCUCCGGCAGGUAGGCGGGGAGAUGAACUCUGAAGAAAUCUUGAGAAUGAUUGAAGAGAUCAAGCGGGAUCCCAACUGCCGGAAAGCCAUCAUAGAUGCUCUUCGCGUGCUUUGGGUCAUUUGCUGUGCCCUGUCCGGGAUAGUUGGUCUCUACAACUGCGUCUGCAAAUUCCCUCUUCUGAGGGAUCCCUCCGCCGAGGGCCCAGGCACAGAGAGAGUUGCAGCCAACGGACCGGAGAAGAGGGCAAACUCGAGCACCGUCGCUUCUCAGGACUCCAAAGUCUGAUACCUAAGAGACGAUAAAGGCAUACCGAGAAACGAAUUGACAACUGGGUGGCUAUUUUGUUUACUUGGAGUUGAUUGGUCCAUCAGAAGCUUGUUGAUACCCGGCAUGACUGGCCAACUACAUUGGGCGGCGUUCUGGAGCAACUUUGGGAUAGACAGGUAGGUAAUGAUUUGAUGCCCUAUCAGAUCACGAUCUAGCAUAAGCACAUAUGAAUACAUGGCGCAAUGAUCACGAAUACAACACGAUCAAGAACACAUGCGUUUCAGCAGUAUGGCGAGAGGACCACAGUCACCUUGGGACUAGUUUCGGCAUACCGGUACUUCGUACUGGAUGACUGUCGCCAGAAGAAUUGACUCUUUCGAGUAUCAUCGUCGAUGGGGAACAUCUACGUCAGAGGGGUGGUCGCGUGCUUGAAGUUGGUUGACAGCUGACAGUUCCCAAAAGGCGGGGUGAUUGGGCGGCCGAGCUGUGGCAUCGGAGCAAGGGAAAGAGCCUCCCAUUCAAGCGGUGCAACUCCGGGAAGGUGCACCGAGACACGUGAAGCAUCAGUCAUGGCCGAUGAAGUCGCUCAGCAAUGCUCAACACCACCUCAAUUCAUUAGCACACCACUUAUUUCCUGUCUCUCAUUCAUUUGCUUGUCACC